Molecule: messenger RNA, 807 nt
Organism: Ricinus communis (castor bean)
Lineage: Eukaryota; Viridiplantae; Streptophyta; Magnoliopsida; Malpighiales; Euphorbiaceae
Exons: 3
Coding region: 151-510 (119 amino acids)
Molecular function (GO): metal ion binding
Source: RefSeq, a predicted model, not a curated record
AUUUCUUCCCCACAUGGCCUCUACUUCUAUCUAUUUCAUCAUUUGAGCCUCAAUCAUUGUACUUAUUAUUACAACACACUGUAUUGUUUGCAUCAUCUAAUUAUUUCUCUCUUUCUUAUCUGCGUUAUUCUUGCUUUUUUUCGUUUUUUUAUGGCUUCUUGGGCCAGGAAGGAGCUUGCUAGACUCAAAUUCUACAAACCCAGUAAGAGACUACUGCUUCCUCCUCCACUCAACUUGCAGCCUUCUCAUGAUGGUGAUGACUCCUCCACAUUGUCUCAGGUUCAAGAAGUCGUUUUAGCAGCUGAUUUAAGAUGUGCAACAUGCCAAAAGAGGAUGACUGAUGCAAUUUCAAGUAUUGAUGAUAUAGAGUCAAUGGUGGUGCUUGUACGAGAAAAGAAAGUGAUAGUUACUAGUAAAACUACGGGUAAAGUUUCUUCAACAAAAGUUGCUGCAAUCUCCGACAUUAAUCCAGCUGCCGGCAGACCCUCCGGGGUUCCUUUAAAAGUCUAAUUGUCUACAUUUGUUAUGAUUUUUGUGUUUGUCUGAUCAACCAUGCUUUUCAGUUUCUGUCCCAUUUGAGCAUAUUACAUAUGGAUACUAAGUAUAGAACUACAUUGUCAACAAUAUAUAUAUAAUACUCUUUUUCAUAUCUAUUAGUCUAGUUGCUGAACAGGAAACAACUUUAGUAAUCAGGGUUCAAGUGCUCAGGCUAGACUAUAAAUAUUUGCAAUUAGAACAUGUACGUAAUUGAUUACUUUGGAGGUUCACUGUGGUCAGUAGAAUAAGAAAUUGGUAAGAUUCUUCUGA